Molecule: messenger RNA, 841 nt
Organism: Ziziphus jujuba (common jujube)
Lineage: Eukaryota; Viridiplantae; Streptophyta; Magnoliopsida; Rosales; Rhamnaceae
Product: EG45-like domain containing protein
Exons: 3
Coding region: 50-472 (140 amino acids)
Source: RefSeq, a predicted model, not a curated record
CUUUGGGUUUGAUCUAUAUAUUCGAAGUUAUUCCCUCUGUAAUUUGUAAAUGUCCAUAACCCUUAAAAUGAGGUCACUCACAGCAACCAUAUCCGUGCUACUUCUCUUUUGCUUAUUUUUCUCUCAUUUUCUUCCAAUUUUAGGGGACGUGGGGACGGCCAGGUCUUAUAGUCCUCCAUACUUGCCAACGAAAUGCAAAGGAAACGACCCACAACAAUUCCCAGAGGGAGGGUACUUUGUGGCGGUGAGCGAUGGGCUAUGGGACAACGGAGCAGCCUGCGGGCGGAGAUACCAGUUGCGGUGCAUCAGCAGGCCCAACCGGCCGUGCAGGGUAGGCUCCAUUGUUGCUGAGGUUGUUGAUCUCUGUAGAAGGGAUCCUUGCCCUUCAACACUUGUCCUCUCUACCAAAGCCUUCGAUGCCAUCUCCAGAUUUCCCAAAGUCAAGAUCAACCUUGAAUAUGCGCAAAUUUGACGGGAAGACAUUUCGUUCAAACACAUGUAAUAUAUAUAUAUAUAUAAUUUUCUUUAUGGUGCGAAACGUCUGAAAAAUAAUCAUUUUUAAAAAACAAAAAAAAAAAACUCUUGAUCAAUACUAUUAACAAGGGUAAUAAAUUUUUUAAAAACAAUAUGGAUGUUCGAACUAUAAAAUUAUAUAUAUGUAAUGUAUUAUAUGAAAAAUGAAGACAUUUCUUUCAAGUAGUGAUUGCCACAUCCCCAUGAUAGAUACAGAAGCAAAAAGGCGUGCAGCUUAUAAUUUGAAUAUUAGCUCUGUAGUAACGGCGGUGUGUAAAAGCAGAACUAAAGAAAUAUUUAAUAAAUGAAUACAAUCUUUUAUCUUCUC